AAAAUAAAUUGGGUUUUAAGUAAGAAACAUACUAACAACAGCUGAGUCUAAAAACAAGAGCACACAAAUUCAAUCGAUAUGGCCAAAUCUAGUAAUUGGCCAUCUCUUCUUAUGUUGGUCUUGGCCUUGUAUGCCGUUGCUGCGCAUACAAGUGCUCAAUACACAUACUCUCCACCAUCACCCCCACCGUAUGUCUACAGUUCUCCACCACCAUACGCCUACAGUCCACCACCACCAUCACCAUAUGUUUACAAGUCUCCACCUUACGUUUAUAGUUCUCCGCCACCAUACGCCUACAGUCCACCACCAUCUCCAUAUGUUUACAAAUCUCCACCUUACGUCUACAGUCCACCACCAUACUCCUACAGUCCACCACCAUCUCCAUAUGUUUACAAAUCUCCCCCUUACGUCUAUAGUUCUCCACCACCAUACGCCUACAGUCCACCACCAUCCCCAUAUGUUUACAAAUCUCCACCCUACGUCUAUAGUUCUCCACCACCAUAUGCCUACAGUCCACCACCAUCUCCUUAUGUUUACAAGUCUCCACCUUACGUCUAUAGUUCUCCACCACCAUAUGCCUAUAGUCCACCACCAUACUCCUACAGUCCACCACCGUCUCCAUAUGUUUACAAGUCCCCACCUUACGUCUAUAGUACUCCACCACCAUAUGCCUACAGUCCACCACCAUACUCCUACUGUCCACCACCGUCUCCAUAUGUUUACAAGUCCCCACCUUACGUCUAUAGUUCUCCACCACCAUAUGCUUACAGUCCACCACCAUACUCCUACAGUCCACCACCGUCUUCAUAUGUUUACAAGUCCCCACCUUACGUCUAUAGUUCUCCACCACCAUAUGCUUACAGUCCACCACCAUACUCCUACAGUCCACCACCGUCUCCAUAUGUUUACAAGUCCCCACCUUACGUCUAUAGUUCUCCACCACCAUAUGCAUACAGUCCACCACCAUACUCCUACAGUCCACCACCGUCUCCAUAUGUUUACAAGUCCCCACCUUACGUCUAUAGUUCUCCACCACCAUAUGCCUACAGUCCACCACCAUACUCUUACAGUCCACCACCGUCUCCAUAUGUUUACAAGUCCCCACCUUACGUCUAUACUUCUCCACCACCAUAUGCCUACAGUCCACCACCAUACUCCUACAGUCCACCACCGUCUCCAUAUGUUUACAAGUCCCCACCUUACGUCUAUAGUUCACCACCACCUUAUGCCUACAGUCCACCACCAUCUCCAUAUAUUUACAAGUCUCCACCUUACAUCUACAGUUCUCCACCACCAUACGUCUACAGCCCCCCGCUAUCUCCAAGCUAUAGUUAUAGCUCUCCCCCUCCUCCAAUAUACUAACAAACAUAUAAUGAUGAACUGACUUUCAAAAAAAUUAUAGUUUCGUAUAUCAGCCAUCAUAUUCUUGGAAUAAAACUUCUUGUCUAAAUUGUCAUAUGUAUAAGAAAUGAAAUGUAUAUCUUUGGUUACAGACCA
Messenger RNA from Arabidopsis lyrata subsp. lyrata, 1497 nucleotides. Its product is annotated as extensin-2. NCBI's taxonomy places the organism in Eukaryota, Viridiplantae, Streptophyta, Magnoliopsida, Brassicales, Brassicaceae. The record is from RefSeq and is a predicted model, not a curated record. Bases 79 to 1362 code for a protein of 427 amino acids. The transcript has a single exon.